CUCCUCUCUCUCUCUUCCUCGGCGCAACACCUCACUCCACCCCACACCUUCUCGGCUCUUCUCUUCUCUCCUCUUCCGGCAUUGCCCGCCGCGCCGGCAUCGAUGGCGCUCCACCACCUCCGCCCGUAUCUCUUCUCCACGGCGGCACGCCCGGUCCCCCACGCGGCGGCGCGGGCCGGUGGCGGCCGGGCCCGCCGCUCCCUCGCCGUCGUCCGGUGCUCCUCCGCCGCCCAGGCGCUCAAGAUCAAGUCCAUCCCGACCAGGCCGGUUGAGGGGCAGAAGACUGGGACUAGUGGGUUGAGGAAGAAGGUGAAAGUGUUCCAGCAGGAAAAUUAUCUCGCCAAUUGGAUUCAGGCUCUGUUCAAUUCAUUGCCCCCGGAAGAUUAUGUUGGCGGAACCCUUGUACUUGGUGGUGAUGGCCGAUAUUUUAACAAGAAUGCUUCUCAGAUUAUCACUAAAAUUGCAGCUGGAAAUGGUGUUGGGAAGAUCUUAGUUGGCAGGAAUGGUGUGCUGUCAACGCCUGCUGUAUCUGCAGUAAUUCGUAAAAGACAAGCCAAUGGUGGCUUCAUCAUGAGUGCAAGUCAUAAUCCAGGUGGGCCAGACAACGACUGGGGUAUCAAGUUUAACUAUAGCAGUGGGCAACCAGCACCAGAGACAAUUACUGACCAAAUAUAUGGGAAUACACUUUCGAUUUCUGAAAUAAAAAUAGCAGAUAUCCCUGAUGUUGAUUUGUCCUCUCUAGGAGUUGUAAGCUACGGUGAAUUCACCGUUGAAGUGAUAGACCCUGUCUUGGACUACCUUGAGCUAAUGGAGAAUGUGUUCGACUUCCAACUUAUCAAGGGCUUGUUGUCUCGGCCAGAUUUCAGGUUCGUAUUUGAUGCCAUGCAUGCUGUUACUGGUGCAUAUGCAGAUCCUAUUUUUGUUGAGAAACUUGGAGCUGAUCCGGACUGCAUAUUAAAUGGCAUUCCUCUUGAAGAUUUUGGCAAUGGUCAUCCUGAUCCUAAUUUAACUUAUGCCAAAGAGCUUGUUUUUACCAUGUUUGGAAGCGGUGCACCUGACUUUGGUGCAGCAAGUGAUGGUGAUGGUGAUCGAAACAUGAUUCUUGGAAGAAGGUUCUUUGUUACACCAUCAGACUCUGUUGCAAUAAUUGCAGCAAAUGCACAGGCAGCAAUUCCUUAUUUCCAAUCUGGUCCAAAAGGUCUUGCAAGAUCAAUGCCAACUAGUGGUGCUCUUGAUCGUGUAGCUGAUAAAUUGAAUGUUCCAUUCUUUGAGGUACCAACGGGAUGGAAAUUUUUUGGUAACCUAAUGGAUGCAGGUAAACUGUCUAUAUGCGGAGAGGAAAGUUUUGGGACAGGAUCAGAUCACAUCAGGGAGAAGGAUGGCAUAUGGGCUGUUCUGGCUUGGCUCUCCAUUCUUGCACACCGGAACAAAGAUAAGAAGGUCGGGGAGAGAUUAGUUUCGGUGGAAGAUGUAGCUAGGGAACACUGGGCAACCUACGGAAGGAAUUUCUUCUCUAGAUAUGAUUAUGAGGACUGUGAAUCUGAGAGUGCAAAUAAUAUGAUGGGGCAUCUUAGAGAUGUAAUCGCAAAAAACAAACCUGGAGAGAAAUAUGGAGACUAUACCCUUCAGUUUGCUGAUGAUUUCAGUUACACUGAUCCGGUGGAUGGUAGUGCUGUAUCUAAACAAGGGCUUCGAUUUGUUUUCACCGAUGGAUCUAGGAUUAUCUUCCGCCUUUCGGGAACCGGAUCUGCUGGAGCAACAAUCCGUGUAUACAUUGAGCAAUUUGAGCCUGAUGCCUCAAAGCAUGAUCUGGAUGCACAAAUAGCUUUGAAGCCUUUAAUAGACUUAGCUCUCUCUAUUUCAAAGUUGAAGGACUUCACUGGAAGAGAUAAGCCUACUGUCAUAACAUAAGCAUACCGUUGACGGUACCGAUGUUACCACCUGUGUAUUCUUUCAUUUCUUUGUUUUUAUGGCCCCUUCCAACCUAUGAACCAAUAAUAUAACCUUAGGGCAAGUUUUGUAUUGAGUUGGGCAAACUGUAUCUUGGAGACUCUCUCCAUCGAAAUAAUAUGCAGGAAUGAAUAAGCUUGUACA
Oryza brachyantha (malo sina) is the source of this 2094-nucleotide messenger RNA. RefSeq names its product phosphoglucomutase, chloroplastic. Gene Ontology annotation, cellular component: cytosol. Lineage: Eukaryota; Viridiplantae; Streptophyta; Magnoliopsida; Poales; Poaceae. The record is from RefSeq and is a predicted model, not a curated record. The coding region runs from base 103 to 1911 and encodes 602 amino acids. Gene Ontology annotation, biological process: carbohydrate metabolic process. Gene Ontology annotation, molecular function: phosphoglucomutase activity; magnesium ion binding. The transcript is spliced from 22 exons.